GCAGAAGUCCUGAAGGCUGACAUGACAGAUUCAAAGCUGGGUCCAGCAGAAGUCUGGACAUCCAGACAGGCUCUACAGGACUUGUAUCAAAAAAUGCUAGUAACUGAUCUGGAAUACGCUUUAGACAAAAAAGUGGAGCAGGACCUUUGGAAUCAUGCCUUUAAAAAUCAGAUCACAACACUCCAGGGUCAGGCGAAAAACAGAGCCAAUCCGAAUCGGAGCGAAGUUCAGGCGAACCUUUCUCUGUUUUUAGAGGCAGCUAGUGGCUUCUACACACAGUUACUACAGGAAUUGUGCACAGUUUUUAACGUAGACCUGCCGUGCCGCGUGAAGUCUUCCCAGCUGGGGAUCAUUAGCAAUAAACAGCCGCACACCAGCGCCAUCGUGAAGCCGCAGUCCAGCUCCUGCUCCUACAUCUGCCAGCACUGCCUUGUCCACCUGGGAGAUAUUGCUCGCUAUAGGAAUCAGACCAGCCAGGCAGAGUCUUACUAUAGACAUGCAGCUCAGCUUGUCCCUUCUAAUGGUCAGCCUUAUAAUCAGUUGGCUAUCCUAGCUUCCUCCAAAGGAGACCACUUGACCACAAUUUUCUACUACUGCAGAAGCAUUGCUGUGAAGUUUCCUUUCCCAGCUGCCUCCACUAACCUACAAAAAGCACUUUCUAAAGCACUGGAAAGUCGUGAUGAGGUGAAGACUCGAUGGAGCGUGUCUGAUUUCAUCAAGGCAUUUAUUAAAUUUCAUGGCCAUGUGUACCUGAGUAAGAGCUUGGAGAAGCUGAACCCUCUUCGAGAAAAGCUGGAAGAACAGUUCAAGAGGUUGCUGUUCCAGAAGGCCUUCAACUCUCAGCAGUUAGUCCAUAUUACUGUGAUCAACCUGUUCCAACUGCACCACUUGCGAGACUUCAGCAACGAAACAGAGCAGCACAGCUACAGCCAGGAUGAGCAGCUCUGCUGGACACAGCUCCUGGCUCUCUUCAUGUCAUUUCUUGGAGUUCUGUGCAAGUGUCCUUUACAAAAUGACUACCAGGAGGACUCUGGGGCUGCAUAUCCUCUUCCAGCUGUGAAGGUUUCGAUGGACUGGCUGAAACUUAGGCCCAGUGUUUUCCAGGAGGCAGUGGUUGAUGAAAGACGGUACAUAUGGCCCUGGCUGAUCUCUCUUCUAAAUAGUUUCCAGCCUCAUGAAGAAGAUCUAUCCAGUAAUAAUGCAACCCCCCUUCCAGAAGAAUUUGAGUUGCAAGGAUUCCUGGCUCUGAGACCCUCGUUCAGGAACUUGGAUUUUUCCAAAGGCCACCAGGCAAUUACAGGGGAUAAAGAAGGGCAGCAACGUCGGAUACGGCAACAGCGCCUGAUCUUCACAGGCAAAUGGAUUGCUGAUAACCAGCCAAGGUUGAUUCAGUGUGAAAAUGAGGUAGGAAAGCUCCUGUUUGUGACAGAAAUCCCGGAGCUCUUACUGGAGGACCCUAGUGAAGCCAAAGAGAGUCUCACCUUGCAGGAGACAUCCAUGGCAGAGCCACUGUGUGCUGAUGGGAGCCCUGGACUCAAAUCAGUGCUGUCCUCUGGCAGAAGCCUGAGCAACAGCUGCGAUGCAGGAGAAAAGCCAAUGGUCACUUUCAAAGAGAACAUCAAGCCCCGGGAGAUGAACAGAGAGCAAGGACGCAUCUACCCCCCAAAGGACAUAGCGAGGGAGAGACGGGACUUUAGCAAAGGCAUAGUAGCAAAUAAGAAUGAUGGGAAGAAGGAUAACAAUAAAAGAAAGAAUGAGACCAAGAAAUGUGGCUUGGAUAAGAUGCAGGAAGCAGGAAAGCAGAAUGUGGCAGUUCAGGUGAAAUCCCAGACAGAGAUGAGGAAGACUCCGGUGUCUGAAGCCAGGAAAACACCUGUAACUCAGACUCCAAGUCAGGCCAGCAGUUCCCAGUUCAUCCCUAUUCAUCACCCAGGAGCCUUCCCUCCCCUUCCCAGCCGGCCAGGAUUUCCUCCUCCAACCUAUGUUGUCCCCCCUCCUGUGGCUUUCUCCAUGAGCACGGGGUACACCUUCCCGGGUGGCGUUUCUGUCCCAGGAACCUUUCUCCAGCCCACAGCUCACUCGCCUGCAGGAAACCAGGUGCAAGGUGGGAAACAGUCCCACAUUCCUUACAGCCAGCAACGGCCCUCUGGACCAGGGCCAAUGACCCAGGGACCUCAGCAAACACAACCUCCUUCCCAGCAACCCCUCUCAUCUUUACCAGCUCAGGCAACAGCACAGUCCGCAAGCCAGUUACAGGUCCAAGCUCUGGCCCAGCAGCAGCAGCAACAGUCCCCCACGAAAGCUGUGCAGGGCCUGGGGAAGAGCCCACCACACCACUCCGGAUUCCAGCAGUAUCCACAGACAGACUCAUCGAAGCAGCUCUGGAACCCCCCUCAAGUCCAAGGCUCCCUGGGGAAGAUCAUGUCUGUAAAGCAGCCCUAUUACCUGCAGGCCCAGGACCCCCUCAAGCUCUUUGAACAGUCAUUACAGCCUCCUGUGAUGCAACAGCAACCUUUGGAGAAAAAAAUGAAGCCUUUCCCAAUGGAGCCAUAUAACCAGAACCCCUCAGAUGUCAAGGUGGCGGAUUAUUACUGGGACUCUUCCUAUAGCAUGACGGACAACAGGGUGAUGAGCCAGCAGUCGAACCUGGACCGCAGGGGGAAGCGGCAGGGAGUCUUCCGCUCCGAGCAGGACGCUGUCUCCAGGAUGACCUUUGAGGACCCCAAGAGCUCCCCUCUGCUUCCUCCGGACCUGUUAAAGAGUCUGGCUGCCUUGGAGGAGGAGGAAGAGCUGAUUUUCUCUAACCCUCCUGAUCUUUACCCAGCUCUGCUGGGGCCUCUCGCCUCUCUUCCUGGACGAAGCCUCUUUAAGUCGCUGCUGGAAAAACCAUCAGAAUUGAUGUCUCAGUCAUCAUCUUUCCUGUCCCUCAGUGGCUUUUCUCUAAAUCAGGAAAGAUAUCCAAACAACAGCAUGUUCAAUGAGGUAUAUGGAAAAAACAUGAAUACCAGCACAAAAACAGAAGUCACCCCUUCAGUUGCCCAUCAGGAGACUUCACUCUAUUCUCUCUUUGAAGGGACUCCAUGGUCUCCAUCCCUUCCAGCCAGCUCAGAUCAUUCAACACCAGCCAGCCAGUCUCCUCACUCCUCCAACCCCAGCAGCUUGCCAAGCUCCCCUCCAACCCAUAACCACAACUCUGUUCCUUUCUCCAACUUCGGGCCCAUUGGGACUCCAGACAACAGAGAGAGGAGAGUCGCAGACCGCUGGAAAACAGAUAAGCCAGCAAUGGGAGGGUUUGGUCUGGACUAUCUCCCAACAACAUCAUCCUCUUCGGAGAGCAGCUGGCACCAGUCCAGUGCUCCCAGUGGUACCUGGGCAGUCCAAGGCCCUCCUGCCAUGGAGGACUCCUCAGCUGUGCUCAUGGAGAGCCUAAAGUCCAUCUGGUCCAGUUCCAUGAUGCACCCCGGCCCCUCGGCCCUGGAGCAGCUGUUGAUGCAGCAGAAGCAGAAGCAGCAGCGCGGACAAGGCGCCAUGAAUCCGCCGCAUUGAGACACAGGAGGCAACCCUUCCAACGAUGGCUCCAUAAACCAUGGCAUGUUGGGUCUGUGGGACUGGCACACACAGUCCUGUGCAGGUGGCAGCCCUCUCUUCUGUUCCUUGCUGUCAGGAGGGUGUAAGUGCUCCACCAACCCGCUGAGUGUGCACAAAACGUCUGCAGUGCAAGCAAACAACAUCAGGAACUCUCCCAUCCCCCAGGCCCUUUGGAGGGAGAGAGGAACUGCUGUUUGGCUCACUCAGUAACCCAAUAUCACCGCCUCUCACCUUCUCCAUUGUGCAUGUCCCCAGCCACAUGGGAAGUAAAAGCUGAGAGCAAAGGGCAGAUGGGAGAAGCCAAUGAGAACUUCUCAAUCCUUUUCCUCUCUUUGGGGAGAUACAAUAGGAAUCCAUUAAUGAUUGCUUCGCUGACUGAGAAUGUAGUUGAAAUUACUCCUAAACAUCUUUGUUACUAUCUCAGUAGUAAGAUCACACUGAAUUCUGUACACAGACGUGCUUCAUAGUCAGUGUGUAGCAAUGAAAGCCCCAGUUGCUGCUCUGGUCACGGUGGUGAUGAGGUGGGGCUCUGUAUCCUGGACUAGCAAAGGAGUUUCAUGAAAGAGAGAGAGAGUCUGGCACUUGGCACACUUCACCCAGAGGCUUUGGGUGGGUUAGAGACUCCAGCAUGAAAUGCCCUUCUCUCAGUAGGUGUUUGAGCUAUAAGGGGUGACAUGGGGCAUCGCAGCACUAUGUUGAAAAGCAAGUAACUGCUACGGGGUUUUAAAUUAAUGUGUGAUUCCUGUACAUUUUACUGUAGCAUAGUGGCUAGCCCCACAAAGGGCAGGCUAGUCUGUGCAUUCACAGCCUGACUCAUUUUAAUAGGUAGGUAGAAAGCUUUCACUGGGGUUUUUUUUUUGUUGUUUUUUUUUUCUGGGUUGUUUUGGUUUUUUUCUCUUUCCAUCCUCCCAUCUUCGCUAAACGCUCGUAGUUUCAUUACCAUGGCAGAAAAUAAUCAGGGGUCCAGGAGGGCUGGUUGAAUCUGACAGCCAGCCCAGACAGCAUGGGGCAUCCGCACUCCCGGUGAGGCACAGGUCAGCUCUGCAGAAACCUGUCCCAGCUGCAGCCCCAGGCUUUCAGUGCCAGAAAAAAACGCAAGGCACCCAUGGACACACGGAAACAGCACAGUGCUGUUCACAGAUGAAAAGGUGCAGAAGGGAAAAGGAAAAAAAUGUUUUAUUUGCUAUUUAUUAGGGGGAAGGAAGACUGGAAGUUUUGUUAAAGAAAAGGA
Ficedula albicollis (Collared flycatcher) is the source of this 4819-nucleotide messenger RNA. RefSeq names its product SMG7 nonsense mediated mRNA decay factor (gene SMG7). NCBI's taxonomy places the organism in Eukaryota, Metazoa, Chordata, Aves, Passeriformes, Muscicapidae. Gene Ontology annotation, molecular function: telomerase RNA binding; telomeric repeat DNA binding; protein binding. Gene Ontology annotation, cellular component: telomerase holoenzyme complex. The record is from RefSeq and is a predicted model, not a curated record. Gene Ontology annotation, biological process: nuclear-transcribed mRNA catabolic process, nonsense-mediated decay. Bases 22 to 3546 code for a protein of 1174 amino acids. The transcript is spliced from 22 exons.